AGAUAAUUCAGAUAUUUACAGAUGCGGAAUGUAUUUUGUAUACUUUGUACUAUUUAUGUGUGCAUAGAAAUAUUUACAUCGUAUAUUAGUUGUGUAGAGUCUGAUACUGAUGAAAAUGAUGAUGAACCGAGUGUUUACACACUAUCUGAUGAGAAACGUUUAAUUAAACGUUUAUUAAACAAAUAUCAAGCUGCAGGAAUAACUGGUCGUCCAGUAAAGCAUACAUCGGAAAAAGUUCUUGUGGAAAUGUCACUUUCAUUAAUACAAAUAUUGGAUUUAGAUGAAAAAAACCAAGUAUUAACUACAAGUGUAUGGUUAAAUUAUCGCUGGACCGAUCAUAUUCUGAAAUGGAAUCCAGACAAUUAUUCACAAAUUCAAGAAGUCCGUGUUCCAUAUAAGCACAUUUGGACACCAGAUAUUGUAUUAUAUAACUACGCCGAUGAACGAUUAAAAGAAAUGCGUGAUGCUAUGGUUAUCGUACAACAUACUGGAGAAUUAACCUGGAUUCCACCUGCAAUUUUUAAAUCUUCAUGUAAAAUAGAUAUAAAAUCGUUUCCAUUUGAUGAACAAACAUGUCAUUUGAAAUUUGGAUCUUGGACAUAUGAUGGAAAUAAAUUAGAUGUUUCUUUUAUUAAUAAUGAAGCACAAGUUCUGUUAAGUGAUUAUACAGAAAGUAAUGAAUGGGAAGUAAUUGCACGUCCAGCUUUAAGGAAUGUAAAAUCAUAUCCUUGUUGUCCAGAAUUUUAUCCUGAUUUAACUUUCUUUCUAUUCCUAAGAAGGAAUGCUGCAUUCUUUUCAUACAUUUUGGUUCUACCAUGUGUGUUACUGGCAUCAUUGACACUUGUCAUUUUCUGGUUACCUCCAGAAUCACCUGCAAAGAUGGUUCUUGGAAUGAACAUAUUUGUGGCCUUCUUUUUAUUGUUGUUAUUACUGGCCGAUUCUACACCACAAGCCUCAAACAGUGUUCCUUAUAUUGGUUAUUACUACUGUUUGAACAUGAUUUUGAUCACAUUAUCUUCUUUUCUCUCUGUAUUUGUGAUUAAUCUGUAUUUCCGUGGUGAUAAAAGAAAUAGGGUGCCACAAUGCUUGAGAAGGUUAUGCCACAUUCUGAAUGGUGUUUGUGAUGGUAAAUGCAGCUGUAAAGAAAGUGAUCAAAAUACACCUUUGGAUGUUGUUGUCAGUAAUUCAAAUUCUACAACAGUCAACCAAAAUAAAAACGAUUAUUCAUCACAAAUGGUACAAAUGAAGUCAGCAUUAGUUAAUUCAAACAACGAACAACAAGAUAUAUCAGGUUAUACUGGAUCUGUUAUUGGAAUGAAGCGUUCUAAAAAGGGUAAAGCACGUUUUGCUAUGGUACAAGAGAAUAAUGGAUUAAAAACUUUAAUUGUAGAUAAUUAUGAUUAUGAUACUGAUACUACUGAACAUAAACGAUAUCGACCAAAUCAGCGUCAUUGUGAAACACAAACUGAAGCGGAUAACUUUAAUAAAGAAUCAAAUUCACAACAGCUCAUGGGAUCAUGUCAAUGUCAUUCAAAAUUAUCAAAAAUACGCAGUCGUUCAUUAACUCCAUCAAAAUUUAAUGAUUGUGAUAUAUUAGGUAAUUCUCAACAACCUUGUACAUGUUGUCAAUAUUAUUAUCGAUCGUAUGCACCAGCAACUCAUUGUACUGUUUGCACUCCAUUAUCAGUUAUAAAUACUUCCACAAAUUCAAGAAUAUUAAAUCCAAGAAUACAAAGUUCAAAACAUGGAAAACAUCCUGAAAAUUGUAAUGUUUGUAAACAACAUCUUAAUGCAUUAAUGUUUAAAACACAUCCUAAUGAUUAUUUUUCUAUAAAUCGUCAUUCAAUAACUAAUUCAUCUAUACCAUUUGAUAGUAAUUCAUUAUGUUCACAUAUUAGAUAUGAAUAUCGUAAUGGUAGACCUGCACUUAUAUCACCACAUGGACGUAAUUAUUUAAAUUCUAAUGAAUUAACUACUAAUCAUACAAAUUUACAAUUAAAAUCAUCUACAUUAGUUAAAACUACAUCAUAUUUAUCUAAUAAUAAUCCAUUAAUUACUAAUUCAACUAUAACAAAUAUGAAUUCAGAUAAAACAACAAUACAACAUUUACAAUUAUCAUCAACAUUAUUAAUAUUAAUGAAAAAUAUAGAGAAUGAAGUAAAUGAUAUACGUUCAAUUGUUAAAUUAUUUUUAUCAAGAAUUGAUAAAAAAGAUACAGAAAAUAUUAUCAUAAAAGAAUGGCGUAUGAUAGCCAUUGUUAUGGAUAGAAUAUUUUUUAUAUGUUAUUUAAUUAUACAUUUAUGUGCAGCAUUUGGUUUAUUAAUACCACGUUCAUCUGAAUAUAAUGUUGUAGAAUUUCUACGUGAAUAUCGAUUAAAAAAUUAUAAUUCAACAUUUUUUGAAAAUGAAACAAUUACAAUAAAUAAUUAUCAAAUGAAAACAACUGAAUUACCUAAUAAUAAUAAUAAUAAUAAUAAUAAUCAAUUUAUGGAUACAAUAGAAAUCAAUAAACAAGUAAAUAACUUAGAUACUAAAAAAUCGAUAAAUUUGGAUAUAAUAAAUAAUGAAAAAACCAUUGUAAUUAAUGAAAAUAAACAUAAAUAUGAUAUGACAAAUUCAUUAGAUAAUAUGAAUAAUUAUUUAUCACCUUAUCAACGAUUAGUUGAUCAACAAUCAAAUAUAUUAAAACAAUAUACUGAAGAAAAAAUUAUUGAUAAUGAUCUAAUUUUACGUAAAUCAGAUCAAUUAAAAAAUCAAUUAAACAAAAGAACUAAUGAUCAUGAAUUAAAAAAUUCUAAUUGAAAAUAUAAAUUGUAUGUUAUAUUAUGUAAUAAAGUUGUUUUCCUUUCUUUUUUUCUAUAAAAGAAAAAGAAAAGAAAAAGUGUCAAUGUUUACUCAGGAAAUUAAUGAAGAAAUAAACAAUAUAAAAAGACGUUGUAUGCACACAAAUUAAUUCCUCAUUACAAAAAUUCUAAUUUCAUUUCUUUCAAAUGAAAUAAAGGUUUAUUUGUUUGUUUGUUUUUGUUCUAUUGAAAUUGUAUCUUUGUAUACAAUUAAAUAAUAAAUGAUCUACUUUCAAUAUCAUUGUGUUGUUGCCAAUACUCAACUGCUCAUAUCUAACUACAAAUACAUUUUAUUCUAUAUGGAAUAUUUACAAAAUCAUAAUUUAUAUUACCAUUAAUUUAUAAUUAUAUACACACUGAAUAAAAGUUGUUUAUUUUUAGGAUAACUUACAAUAAAUAAGGUUGUGAACAAGAAAAUAUUCCGUUUUUUUCACCUUUUAUAUCCUAAAUAGAAUUUAUUGAAAAGAAAAAAAAGAGAAAAAAAGAAAGAAAGGAAAUGUUUUGUGAAACAUUUUCUUCUGAAAUUAUCCUUAUUCUAUUAUUCUUAUGCCUAAUUAUUGAUUUAUUUAUUUACUUUUUAGUGGAAUGUAAUUUGGUUAUGAAAAACAAUGUUUUUGUUUUUGGUGAAUCAAAACAUGUGGUUGUGCUCUUUUGUUUCUUUUUAUUUAUCUUCUUUUUGUUUCAGUAAUAUUGAAUAUUGAAAUUUUCAUUCUUUAGAAGGAGUUUAUUAAGUAAUUCUUCUUAGUUUUGUCAUUUGUUUUUAUACUGUUUAUAUCUAU
This is a messenger RNA of Schistosoma intercalatum, 3622 nucleotides long. Lineage: Eukaryota; Metazoa; Platyhelminthes; Trematoda; Strigeidida; Schistosomatidae. The record is from the annotation of a GenBank genome assembly.